AAUACCAUUCCUAAACAUUAUCACAAUGGUUCUACUCAAAGCUGUGUUCGUUUUUCUGUUAGUCAUCUUUUCGAAUUGGGUAGUUGUUUCUAGUGAAUUCGUCAGUGAAAAGACCGCUGAAUAUGUCACUAAAGAUGAGAUGAACAAGGUGCUGGAACUAGUGAAAAUUCAGGACCAAAGAAUAUCUGACCUAAAGACUGAAAUGACAAAGAAAAAUAUGGAGAUAAAUCGAUUUGACAUAAGAGUUGCUGAGCUAGAAAUGCGUGUAUUGGAACAGUCAAAGAAAAUUGCAGAAUUAGAAGCAAACGACAAAAAUGAAAUUGAGCAACUGAGAGGAACUGAAACUAAAUCGCAGCACACUUCGGGUGCACAAUUAGCUUAUUCUACUUCCAGUUAUAGAGUAGAUCAGGAACAUAAAAUCAUAGAAGGUGAAUCGACUGGCAACGAGAUGAAACAAAGAGAUGUAGCGACCGGGCAUUACCAAAGACGAUCAAUACAAGCACAAGUGGCAUUUUCUGCUUACUUGUCUCAUUUUCAAGAUCAUUUAGGACUCCAUCAAACUAUCAAGUUUGACAAGAUAAUAACGAAUGACGGAAAUGCUUACAAUGCAGUGACUGGAAUCUUCACCGUUCCAGUAACUGGAACAUACGUCUUCAUUUUCUAUAUCAACUCGUCUAAUUCAAAUGUUGUGUUCCGUUUGAUGGCCAAUAAUGCCCUUAAAGCAUCCGGUGUUUCAAGACCAGCUGUCCUUAAUCAAAUUAAAGAUGUUCAAGGUGGAGGCAUGGUUGUUCUACGUUUGAAUCAAGGUGUUGCCGUUUGGAUUGAGAACGCGAAUGCAGAUUCUAUAGUUUACAGCACCGACGAAAACAGAUGGGUCACAUUUUCUGGUUUUCUUUUAUACUAAAAUUUAGUUGAUAUAAA
Molecule: messenger RNA, 921 nt
Organism: Ruditapes philippinarum (Manila clam)
Lineage: Eukaryota; Metazoa; Mollusca; Bivalvia; Venerida; Veneridae
Exons: 2
Coding region: 26-904 (292 amino acids)
Molecular function (GO): protein binding
Source: RefSeq, a predicted model, not a curated record